UUCGUGCGCCCAGCGGUUUUGCAUUGCAGCACUUCGAAAUGAAAGCUCUGGAAUGUGUUACUAUUGUGCUGGCACUGGCGAGAGUUAUUCCCCGGAUCGAGGGAUGCAUUAGGGUUCCACCGGGAGUCACAGCAGCCAAGUCACCGGUGGAUGAUAACUAUGUGCUGUCCGUGAACGGAAAUACGCAGAGUUAUGUGCCUGGUCAAAGGUAUAAUGUAAGUCUCAGUGCAUUUUCUGGCUUGAGCUUUAUAAGCUUUAUGCUGGCCCUGGAUUCGGAGAGUGGCGACGGCGAUGGUGACCCCAAUGCCUUGGGCACCUGGGAGAUCGGCGAUCUCGCCGAGACCCGUUUCAGUCCGCGCUGCCCAAACCUGGUGGAGAACACCAACACGAACGUGAAGACACGCGUGGAUGUGUUCUGGGUGGCGCCAUCCAGUCCGGGACAGGGCUGCAUCCUGCUGAGGGCGACAGUGAUGCAGCAUCGGGAUGUUUGGUUCAUGGAUGAUGGCUUCCUCACCAAGCGAAUGUGCGAGGAGGAGGUGGACGACAUUGACACCCAGCCCAGCAUCGUGGAUCCCUGCUGUGCCUGUGACGAGGCCAAAUAUGAGCUUACCUUUGAAGGCAAGUGGUCGCGUCACACACAUCCCAAGGACUUCCCAGCGAAUAGCUGGCGCACCAGAUUCAGCGACAUCAUUGGGGCUUCGCACACUCUGGACUACAGAUUCUGGCAGUAUGGAGAGCUGGCCAGCGAGGGGCUGCGCGAGGUGGCAGAGCAUGGGUCCACGAGGACCUUGGAGAGUGAGCUGAAGGAUCAGAGCGAACACAUUCGCACGAUCAUCAAGGCCAGGGGCAUUGCCUAUCCGAAUGUAACGGGCAAAACAUUUGCCGUAUUCCGCGUGGACUCCAACCACCAUUUGAUCUCCCUCGUAUCAAUGGUGGAUCCCUCUCCAGACUGGAUCGUUGGUGUUUCCGGCCUGGAGCUGUGCCUGCCCAACUGCUCGUGGGUGGAGAACAAAGUGCACAACCUGUAUCCCUGGGAUGCGGGCACCGAUAGUGGGCCAUCUUAUAUGUCCGCUGACCAGCCGCAGGUGCCUCCAGAUGUAGUCCGCCGCAUCAAGUCCAAUUUCCCCAACGAUCCCCGUUCACCCUUUUACGAUCCCACUGGCGCCCAGAUGAAACCUCUGGCCACCUUGCACAUCAAUCGCAGACGACUCUACGAGAAAAACUGCGAGUCCUCCGAUUCGGAACAGGUGCCGCCUGAGUGCGCCACAAACUCGUGGUCCAGGUGGGAUGAGUGCACCACAAAGUGCGGUCCCGGCAAGCAGUACAGAAUCCGGGAGUUCAAGAACCCAGCACUGGCUUCGCGCCAUCGUUGCAACAAUGCCCUGCGUGAGGAGAAGAACUGCGUGGGACACAAGUGCGCGGGUUUCAAUGAGGAGACAGCUGAAGGCGGAGAGCCGGAGGUGGCACCUCCUCCUGGCAGCAGCGACGAUCCCCAGUGCGGUUUGUCUGACUGGUCGGAAUGGUCCUCCUGCACCGUGACCUGCGGCACCGGCGAGAUGACCCGAUCCCGGCACUACCUUAACAAGAAGGCCAAGAAGAAGUGUCAGAAGGCAAGCAAGGUGCGUCUGCAUGAGACCAAGAUCUGCGAGGCAAUGGAAUGCGGUGGGGACAUUGAGAACGCGGAUGUUGCUGGAGAGCCGGAGGAGGAACAGGGCGGCGGCGACGGAGGUGGAUCCGCUGAGAAACGCUCCAUAUUCCGCAACUUCGAGAGCUACAGUCAGAGGAGAGAGGAUUACAUACCACCGGUUUGCGGGGUCACUCCCUGGUCGGAUUUCUCGCCGUGCAUGGGGCCCUGCGGUGGGCAGGGCAAACGGCAACGCAUUCGCAAGGUGUGGAAUAACAACCAGGUGUACGGAGUAACUGAUCCCAAUGAUGAUGGCCAGGAUCCCUGUCGACACAUCAAGCUGCACGAGGAGGUUAACUGCACCAAUCCCAGCUGCGAUACCAUCGUGCCCGGCUUCUGCUACGAUGAGCUCACCGACAGUCCGUGUCGGGAUAACGAUGUGGCCAACUUCUGGUACUACGACCAUGUGAGUGACCAGUGUGCCAUCUAUUGGUCGGAUCGUUGUGACACGAAUCGCAACAAAUUCAAGUCCAAGGAGGAGUGCGAGGAGACAUGUCGGCUGCCGCGCCACAAACAGGAACUCCAGCACGAUGGCAUUCCAGCCAUUGAUUGCCUGGUCUCCGACUGGGUUUCCCACAGUUGCAACGCCUCCUGCGGCGAUGGCUUCCAGUUGCGAACGCGUCGCGUGCUCCGUACUCCGAAGUACGGCGGAAAGCCGUGUCCCAAGCACCUGGUACGUUUGGAUCGCUGCUACCAGCGGUGUGAUGACAUGUACUCCAUCAGUGGUCGGGGAUUCGGGGAGCGGAGGCAUGUGGUGAAAGCUCCGCAACCGGAGACGCAGGACGAGUGUCGCUACUCGGAGUGGUCCGCCUGGACACCAUGCACCGCCACCUGUGGCGAUAAUGCCGUUCGCCAGCGCACCCGAACCCUAAUGAACACCGAUCUGAGUUUCAAGUGCAAGGAUCGCGUCCGCAUGGAAAAGUGCGUGAUGAUGCCGUGCCUCCUGAACAGCAACGAUGAUCCAGAGCGGUGGUGAACAUACCAUUAACUGCUACAAGUAUUAGUUAUAGUCCAACUAUGUAAUCAUUACCCAUGAAUAUCCUUCAAUACAAGUAUAUGCAACUUUCCAGACUACCUACACAAGUUUUCCCCGCCACAGAUUAUGUAUAUGUAUUUAAAAAAAUAAAACAGAAUUGUGUUCGCGUGGUAAUUCCAAU
Molecule: messenger RNA, 2841 nt
Organism: Drosophila erecta
Lineage: Eukaryota; Metazoa; Arthropoda; Insecta; Diptera; Drosophilidae
Product: spondin-1
Exons: 7
Coding region: 39-2660 (873 amino acids)
Biological process (GO): cell adhesion
Cellular component (GO): extracellular matrix
Molecular function (GO): serine-type endopeptidase inhibitor activity
Source: RefSeq, a predicted model, not a curated record